ACCAAUUGUUUGCACAGAUAGUUGCGAUCUAGGAGUGGCUAACGGAGGCCAACUCUAGCAUAUACGGCCGGGCUGGGCUCCGACUCUCCUCAACUCGCAUAUUCCUGUCGCAAUUGAAAACAGAUCGCUCUUUUUUUCUAAAAAAAGAAAAAACAGAUCGCUCGAUGUCGACGUCCUCGUCGGCGAAUCAGUUGCGCCCUCCGCCUGUACCGGCUGGCUCCGCCACCGGCCCUGACGAGGCGUCUCCAUGGACGUCCCUCCCCGCGGAUCUGGUUCGCCUGGUCGGCUGGCGAGUGCUUGCCGGAGAUCUGCUCGACUACGUCCGCUUCCGCGCAGUCUGCACGCACUGGCGGUUCAGCACCGUCUGUCCCCGUGGCCGUGGCAUUGUGGAUCCGCGUUUUCACCCAGGCCGAUGGACGGUGCUGCCCGAGGGACAUGGAUUAGACUCUGACGACAAGGGCAAGAGACGCUUAUUCAGCCUCUCCACCGGAGUUUCCGUUUGCCCUCGACUUCCAAACGACUAUCGCAUCCUUGAUUCGGUCGACGGGAUCCUCCUACUGCAGCGGCGGCAGCGACAACACGAUCAAGGUAGCAUCCGUCUUUUCAACCCCUUUACCAGCGACAUUGUGGAGCUCCCGCCGCUCGGGUCCGUCGUGUCAGAUUCGAAACUCCACUUGAGUUCCCAUGAGAUAUCUACUCAUGUGGUACCUGGCGGCGUGGUCACCUCCUUGACGGUGAGCUCGGAUGGAGCCGCUGCAGUGAUGAUCUGGCUUGUAGAAUUAUCACGCGUCAUCUUUGCUACCACCAAGGACAAGCAAUGGAGCCAGUCGACCCAGAGGUUCUUUUGGACCAGGAGGCCUGUAUCAUUUCAAGGAAAAUUAUACAUCUUAUCUUAUGACCAACCUAGCCAUGCACAUCAGGUUCUCCAGAUGGGCCCGCCCAUGCAUGAGCAUGGGACAACCUCGGGGUUAGGUUCUCCUUUCUUACCGCCAUCACAGUUGAUUGCCACAUGUCCAACGAUGAAAAUCUCCGACGGUAUUGGCUUAGCAGAAUGUGACUCAGAGAUUUUGGUCAUAGCCUACAAAGAUUCUACACACACGCAUAUGGUGGUUUAUAGAGUAACUGAUCUUAUCGUCGGCAAGGUUAUCCCGGUGACAAACAUCGGAGGCAAAUCUGUCUUCUUUGAUACCGAAACAAGUAUGCAAACUGCAAAUAAUGGGGUGAUUCCUACGAUCACGAGCGACACCAUUGUGCUUCGGCGGCAUCACGAGAGAUGUCACCCUUGGCAGUACCACCUUGAUAGCGGCACUUGGUCGCCAACAACACACCCCAUGAGCCAUUGUGGCCUCAUUUGCCAUAUAUAUGACUGUUGUGGUUGUACACUGCGCGCCCAUGCCGGCUGGACUGUCAGGGGUAGUAUGACCAAAGGAUCGAAGCAGCUGUAGCAAGAGAGGAGGCUCAACCUGGAUUGAAAGUGAAGAAGUGGUCGUCACUACUCUUAAUACUCUUAAUAGUAGUGAUGACUUCUCUUUGAAAGCCUUCUCAAAAUGAAAUUCUAUGGCAGCAGCGUUGUUUACCUAUCCGACACUUGCUUUUCUUUUUAUCGGCCUCUAGCUACUGGGGAUGAUUCUUAUGGAUGCUUGGGGCCAGUUCUUUCGGACAGUGGCUUUUGCAUAAGCUGCUAUGGAAAUAAGCCUCAUAUAAGCUGUUCUGGAAAUAAGUCCAUGAGAAUAAGCCAUCUUUUGUCUGUGCUUAUUUGCUAUGUUCUGUGAUGAAAAGUACCCCUAAACUGUACAUGUAUGACCUAUAUUUUGUAAUUUACGUUGUGUUUAUAGUAGCAGCAACUUGGACAACUUCAUUCAUAUUCUCUUUCAUUUUUAGCAAAGGUAUUCUUACUGCCAACUUGCAAAACGGCUAGCAGGACCAAAUCAAACAACAAUCAAACUGCUAGUGCUU
Molecule: messenger RNA, 1956 nt
Organism: Triticum aestivum (bread wheat)
Lineage: Eukaryota; Viridiplantae; Streptophyta; Magnoliopsida; Poales; Poaceae
Exons: 2
Coding region: 165-1445 (426 amino acids)
Source: RefSeq, a predicted model, not a curated record